AUGGAAGCAGCUGCUCAGAUUGCUGCGUUCAUUUGUAGUGACUGGACGGGCGUCAGUCAAGUUCAGCAGUCAAAGUUGUUUAAUUGUGUUGCACCUCUGCACGUUGCUGUUGUGAAUGCUGUGCUAUCAGGAAUUGGCGAGGUUGCACCUGAUGAGGUAGGUGACGGCCUUACCUCGUCAGCUGUUGCUGCCACUGAGGCCUCGCGACAUGACGGGGUACGGGGUGGCGGGGAGGGCGAAGCGUCUAACGGGACGUGA
Molecule: messenger RNA, 258 nt
Organism: Hydatigera taeniaeformis
Lineage: Eukaryota; Metazoa; Platyhelminthes; Cestoda; Cyclophyllidea; Taeniidae
Source: the annotation of a GenBank genome assembly